UCUUUCUCUCUUUUGUUGCUUAUCCAUUUUCCUCUCUCUCUCACAGGGCUUCCUUAAACCGAUUCUCUCUCCGAAUUCGAGAACAGAGCCUUUGAUUCUAUCUCAAAUUCUUGUUCUGAAUUCGUAAGUCAUCGUUAGGGAUUCAAAAUGACAGGCUUCUCUGUGUCUCUUUUCGUCUCAAACUUGUCAAAUGUCGCCUCGUAUCUGUCUCCGAUCUUCGAGACCAUCCCGUCGAAGGUUGUUCCAGCCCAGAUCGAGAAGGUUGUCUCUUUGGUCUCUCGCACCGGCAGGGAUUUGCAGCGUUACGAUAACGCUGGGUAUCGUCAAGUCGUCGGAUGCGUACCGUACAGAUACAAGAAACAAGAAAUCAAUGGAAAUGAAUCCAAAGAAAUCGAGGUUCUUCUCAUCAGUGCUCAAAAGGGCAAAGGAAUGUUAUUCCCAAAAGGAGGUUGGGAGAUUGAUGAAUCAAUGGAGGAAGCAGCUCUGAGAGAGACGAUCGAGGAAGCGGGUGUAACAGGAGAGCUCGAAGAAAAGCUAGGGAAAUGGCAAUACAAAAGCAAAAGACACAGCAUGAUUCACCAAGGAUACAUGUUUGUUUUGCUUGUUAACCAAGAGUUUGAGCGAUGGCCCGAGGCGGAAAUUAGACAACGCAAAUGGGUUGGUUUGGAUGAGGCAAGAGAAGUAUGUCAGAAUUGGUGGAUGAGAGAAGCUCUUGAAGCAUUCAUUAACCUCAAAUGUCACACCGAGGAGGUCGAGAUUGUAAGCCCAAUGUAAGUGGAAACUUAAUUAGUACGCAGAGAAGAAGAAACCAUGUUUAGGGUUGGUGGAACAGAAGCUACAGGGAUCAGAAGCUUCCUGGGGGAUUCAUUUGGUCACAGAAGCAUCUUGAGAGAGUCAUUCUUUGAUGAUAGAAAGUCAACCAUAGUCUUCUAAUUUUAUUCAUUCUUUUGUAUUUGAUGAUUCGUUUAUUCUUUGAUUGUGAAUAAAAAUGCUAGAUAGGUUCCUUAAAAUAAAA
Messenger RNA from Eutrema salsugineum, 1015 nucleotides. Its product is annotated as nudix hydrolase 4. Lineage: Eukaryota; Viridiplantae; Streptophyta; Magnoliopsida; Brassicales; Brassicaceae. Gene Ontology annotation, molecular function: pyrophosphatase activity. The transcript has 2 exons. Gene Ontology annotation, cellular component: nucleus; cytoplasm. Bases 148 to 774 code for a protein of 208 amino acids. The record is from RefSeq and is a predicted model, not a curated record.